UGAUGAUUCGUCCAAACAACCAUCGUUACUUCAAAAUGUUCAAGAGUCUCUUAGAGAUACAGCUUCGAGCGCCGCUGAAACGGUGAAAAACUUAAUUUGGAAUGCAACGCCAGAAAGUGAGUCGACUCCUGAACAACAGCAAGAAAUAUCCACUAAAGACAAGCAAGCUGAACAUGUUGAAAAUAUUCCAGAUUCUAUCGAGCGGCAAACACUACACGAAGUGCGUACAGAAAUCGUCGUGCAAGAAAAGAAAGAGAUUGUUCGAUCGUUCGAUGGCGAUGAAGGCGUAGUGGACAAACUUAAACAAGCUGUUAGCACAGGUGACACAACAAAACCGGGCAUCGGUCAUGCCACAUCGUUAUCUACAAGUUCGGAUCAACAACCAUCUUUACUUCAAAAUGUUCAAGAGUCUCUUAGAGAUACAGCUUCGAGCGCCGCUGAAACGGUGAAAAACUUAAUUUGGAAUGCAACGCCAGAAAGUGAGUCGACUGGUGAACAACUAGAACAACAACAAACAUCCACUAAAGACAAACAAGCUAAACAUGUUGACACGGAAUCAGUCUUAGCAUCAAGUGAAAAAGUGAUUCCAGGAAAAAAGAAAAAAAAAGCAAAAUCUAAAGCAAAAUUAAGCCCAGAUUCAUCACAUAUUAUUGAUAAAGAAGAAAAACCACAAAAAGCAACUAGCGAUUUAAUACAACACGAGCAAUCAAAAGAUGAAAGCGUUCAUAUUCAGAGUGUAUCGG
This is a messenger RNA of Didymodactylos carnosus, 743 nucleotides long. The record is from the annotation of a GenBank genome assembly. NCBI's taxonomy places the organism in Eukaryota, Metazoa, Rotifera, Eurotatoria, Philodinida, Philodinidae.